Messenger RNA from Bombus huntii, 23876 nucleotides. Its product is annotated as sex determination protein fruitless. Gene Ontology annotation, biological process: regulation of transcription by RNA polymerase II. Gene Ontology annotation, cellular component: nucleus. The transcript is spliced from 6 exons. The record is from RefSeq and is a predicted model, not a curated record. Lineage: Eukaryota; Metazoa; Arthropoda; Insecta; Hymenoptera; Apidae. Gene Ontology annotation, molecular function: DNA binding; protein binding. The coding region runs from base 3589 to 4962 and encodes 457 amino acids.
GUGCAUUCAUUAGGGGGGAUGUGUCCGUGCAGCGUACACGUCGACCUGCAUCCACGCCACCCUCUCUCUCUCUCGGCGCCACCCCUGGCCUCAGUCGCGCUUCGCGGCCAACUUGGUACACACGCCACUUUGUUGUUUCUCCCUCUCGGAGUUUCGUCCGCAUUUGUACGUCUUCGACGUCGCGUCGCGAGAUAAUCGUGCUACGCGAGAAUAUUUCGUUUCGAUCUUGCCGUCGAUCGUCGAUUUAACGAGAAAAAGUAAUCACCGACGGUCGUUAUUAACACCACUCUCUCUGAUUACGCCGUCUGUGUUUCUCGUUUUUACAUAUCGAAACUUCCUUUCCUGCCUUGUUUCUUCGUUCGUUCGAUUUGACGCGGUUGCGAUCAUGAAUGACGAACGUUUCAUGAGUUGAAGAUACCGUAUAAUAUCUACUCGGUGUCGAACGAUUAUUACGAGUGCGUUCUUUCCGUUGGUAACUAUCGUGUGCGCGAAUGUACUGUCCAUGAAGAAGGCAGAGAUCGCAGUUCCAUCGUGAAACGCAAAAGAAGCUUCCUGCUGAUCGUUCCUUCCGUGAAUGUGAAGAGGAUCGUCUUCGUUCGUCACCAGGAAGGAUUGUCCCCGUAAGAUCGUCGCGGAAGAUCUUCACGUAGGAGGAUCAAAAGGGAUCCUUCCUCUGAAUCUGCAUGGUGCGGCUACACGCCAGGCCGACAGGAUUUCAUGUUCACGAAUUUCAGUAAACCAGGUAACGAUGCGCCUAAUCCGCCUUCACGGUAUCGGCGCGUCGAUUUUCAGAUUUUCAUUCGCGCGACACCCUCGCGUCGUUAGCUCUAUCGAGAGAAUACGUUCAAUUUGCGCGCUCGGCUUUCCUCUGGCUGCACGCGGUGGUUCGCUUAGAGGGGAGGCCAGCUGUGGAUUCGCGCCUAUUCCGUGGCCCGCAAACAACCUACCAGAACCGGACCCAUCGAUCGCGAGAUCUAGAGGCAUGCGUCGCGUGUUCCUCUCUCUCUCACUUUGUCAAUCUCCCUUCGAGAGACUAAGACGCAACCCACGUCGAGGCAAAAACGUUCAACUACCACCGAUCAAAUACGACGUUGAUAUUUCUUGUCGCACGACCGUUUAAACGCAUUUGUUUGGCCAGUUUUUAUCGACGCGCUAGCCUCGCUCGUUCGUUGAUCCGCUGUUUUGACAGUUCGUUUUCUAUUUUUACACGAGUCGAUAAUCGGAUAGGAAAAUAAGGGAAAUGGUUGUACCGUUCAACGUAGAAAAUAUGCGGGAUGUAUCGAAACCGGGGGAUCAGAAUCCCUUGUUAAAUUCCGUAACUGGUCGGAAAACUGUAUAGUUUAGCGGAUUUCGAUAAUAUGCUCAGUAAACUAGACUGUAUUUAUUGGUUUACCGUCCGAUUGAAACAUAAACUCGCUCAGCGCGGACAAAAAUACGCGGUAGCGCGAUUGUCGAUUCUCGAAAAUAUAUUCGCCAACGAACGCGUGCGUGGCCUAUUUCGUGACCAUCGUAUCGUUUCCAUUGUUUCGCGAACAGUAAAACCAGGCGAAAGAUGUUCCUUCACGCUGUAGAUGAGAACAAGAAAAAUUUACGAGCGAUGAAAUUUCAAUAAGCGAAACGAAUAUGCAAGUUAAAACGCGCGAAGACUGACUUUUGCUCAAUAAAAUGAUAAAAAAAUCUAUUUUUUUAAAUACGUAGCUUUAUAGUAGCAAAUAAAGGAAAUCCAAAAUUGUACGUAAGAUAGACCAUAAAAUUAGCAAUAUAGUACGUAUCGUAUUUCAUGUCGGAAAAAUUACAUAUCAACUGAAACGAAGAAACGUUGUUUCUCAGUUUCUAGAUACUUCAAUUUAAGGUUUGUAAUUAGCCGAAGUGCGCGACGAAUAAAUACGCAACUAUGCAAUUACUCAUUAUGUAGCUUACAUCUAAAAUUGCAAUUUACGUAGUUGCGUAAGGUAAUAAAUAUUAAAUUUCGCAAUUUUUCAUAGGAGACAGCGGUAGAAAGGAAAGGAGAGAGGGAAUAAAGAAACUCAUUUCUUCCUCGAAUCCAGAAUUCGAAAUACGUGAAAUAAUAUUUCUGAAUCGGGAAUGUUCUUCGGCCCGUACAAACGAAACAUUCCUUAAGAUAUAAUUUAAAAGCGACGUCCUACGGGCACGUGCUUUUACGAAAGUUUGUCAUGCAAAUUUCCUAGAAAUAUACUGGUCGUUUCACAAUCGAAAAAUAGGAUUUGAGAGAAAUAAAACCGAGCGAAAUAAAAAAGACGAGCCGCAUGUAGCUACGUUAGAAUUUUCUCGGGAUUAUUUGCGCAAUGUUUCUCCGGUAACGUUCUUUCCUUAUGCAAAUACAGAAUGCCCUCCUUACAUCGUGCACUUCGGUGGACAAAUAUUACAGUAACGGUAUAUCAAGAUUAAUUUUUAAUCCUUCGCGAUGAGCGGUGGGAAACGAACCAUAUUUUAUCAUGCGCGCAUGUAGUUUUUCCGUGCAUCGGGUUACUUACGCGUUGAUUAAGAGAAAAAUAAGAUAAAAAUAGAAUUAGCAAAAAAAAAAAAAAAAAAAGAGAGAAAAAGUAAAGAAAAGUAAGUACCAUGAACCGAUCGCGUUUCAUAAACCGAUGAACAGUUAUCGUUCAUUUUCUAUAGCUUGAUGCAGCAGACGAUACUCCUAUUAAAAUGAACUGGUCGAAAGUUCGAGCAUAAUCAACGCCAAACAAUGUGUUUACACUUUACCCUUCUGAAAAAGACGACGAGAGGGAACAGAAAGCAAUUUCUCGCGUCUCUUUUUUACCGUACGUCUCUCGAACGUAUCGUGACGUCGUGCAAGAUGACGCAUCGAUAUCGAUCGAAUCCUUCGAUCGCAGAAAACCGAAGGAGUAUGUGUUGCGCGAGAAAGAGAGAGGGAGAGAGAGACAGAGAGGAAAAUGAAUUCGCGGCAUAACCACGACUUUCAAUUGUCUCGUACUAGCGGCAAUACUUGUGUAACGCGUAAGAACGUUUAAUAAAGGCCCUGAAGUUUCUGCAGCAAAACGUCUCGAUCUUUUCAAAAUUACACGUUUAAAGCGUGCUAUUUCUUCUCCUUCUAAGUCACACCACCGCAUUGUCGCUAAGAAAACGUACGACCGAGCGCAGCAGCGUGCGUCUUUUAUCGAGACAGCGUAUUUUAUGCGAACUUUCUUACCACUGCAUUAAACUUUACUGCGCUAUCGUGAAUCCGUUGCGUUUUGUUCGAGCGUGAAUUAUGUAUACCAUCGUGUACGACGCUCCUUUCGUUGCGAGUUUUAGUCCGAACGAUCGGACCAAGUACCGAACAAAAAUCGAAGAUACUUGAAGAACGAUCGUGCACGUACAUGUGUCGAUCCAUUAAUUAUUCAUCAUGACAAAGAGAAGAAAAGAUAAUUAGAAGUUUUAUCGCGAAAUGCCGCGCUAAUAGUCUGUGUUGGGUAAUUUACGAGGAAUCGGCGCGCGCGCAGUUAACGCGCGAACAUGAGCGCAGCGCGAGAAGAUCGCGCAAGCCGCGUGGCACCGCUGCAUUUCCGGUAUGCACCGCGCGAAGAUCGUCCCUGAAGAUCUGCCAGCCGCACGGAAGACAGAAACAUGUCUUUUUUUCUUCCUUUUUUUUUCUGCCGCGCGACUUCUCAACGCGCUAGGGCGAAAAACAGCGACGUAUUCAGCCACAAUACGUCACGAUAUACCUGCUUCCACUUGUUUUCCUCGUGGAACAAUCAAGGCCAUCGCGAGAUAAUUAUGCAGAUAACGGCGAUGCUCGCCGAUAUCCCAGCUGUAGGAGGAUCUACAGGGUUGGGAUUGGAGAUAGACAAGAUGGACCAACAGUAUUGCCUACGGUGGAACAAUCAUCCAGCCAACCUCACAGACGUUCUCAGCUCCUUGCUUGCCAGAGAGGCACUCUGCGACGUUACCCUGGCGUGUGUUGGAGAGACAUUCAAGGCACACCAGACGAUACUCUCUGCAUGCAGUCCAUAUUUCGAGAGCAUUUUCCUCCAGAAUACCCAUCCCCAUCCAAUUAUAUUCCUGAAGGAUGUCAAUGAAACGGAAAUGAAGGCAUUGCUGCACUUUAUGUAUAAGGGAGAAGUUAACGUUAGUCAGCAUCUGCUACCGAUGUUCCUUAAAACAGCUGAGGCGUUACAGAUUAGAGGCCUCACUGAUAAUAGUGUAAAUAACAAGGCAGAAGAGAAAAGUCCAUCGCCAGAACCAGAAUCACAAUCUGGUGUUAGGCAUACUGAAUCGCCUAACCUUCAGCCUCUUCCUGAAAAGAGGAAACGAAAGGCCUCGGGCAGCUAUGAUGUUUCCCUUAGUGGUCCACCCAGUGAACGGUUCAUGUCAGAUUCUCAGGCAUCAUCACAAUGUAGUUACAAAUCAAGCCCUCCCGUGAUUCCAAAGUUAAAUAAUGCCAUGGGAGGUGAUAUGGAAGAUGGUGGUCGACCUAUGUCUCCUGCAUCACAGCCACAACCUUCGAUCAAGCAAGAGUUAGAUCAUCAUUUGCCAGACUUCCAUGACAACAUUUCCCUCCCAGGUCAUCCAGUUGGACUGCUAGGAGAAGAAGGAGGAGCAACAACAGGCACGCUAAGCGAUGGUGUGUCAACAAUUGAAUCGUCUGAACACCAUAAUCCCCCAGAAAUGCUCGACGGACUCGAUGAGGACUUUUUACGCAAAAGUUCAAAAGCCUGGCACAUGCGGCUGACCUUUGACCGGGUGCCAGGCGGCUGCAACCUUCACAGGUGCAAGCUGUGCGGCAAGGUCGUGACGCACAUCAGGAACCACUACCACGUCCACUUCCCCGGCAGGUUUGAGUGUCCUCUCUGUCGUGCCACGUACACACGUAGCGACAACCUGCGCACGCACUUUAAAUUCAAACACCCCGAGGCAAGAAAGAUCGAUCUAAACGAUUUCGUGACAGGCACCUUGGCGCUUUCCGCGAUGACUAACGAUACCAUGAACACGCUGUCCUAAAACGCGGAUGGACCGUGCACGCGUCUGUAUAUAUUUUAUAAAUAUAUAUACAUAUAUAUAUAAAUAUAUAUAUGUAGGAAUGUAGUAUAGUGUAGUAUCGAAGACGGAUUGUCUGGGAGAUAUCGGGUGUGUGUUGUCAACGUUGUCAUGCAGUGUUGUCAGCGUAUUUAAAAAAGAAUCGUUGUAAGAAAGAUAGUUAAUGGCGAAUAGUGAUUGCGUAAACAUACGGAGCAUCAAACGAUAUUGUAACAAUCAUACCGUUACCAAACCUACUAGCUGAAUACCAUUUUCCUACAAAUUGGGGCCUCGUCCGGGAUCAGAUCGUGCUAGUAUUAAAUUCCGAUGUGCGGUGUGAUAAAAGACAAUAUCGUUGAUCGUUGAAAUUGUUGACACAGUGUAGUGUGUCGUUUGAAUAAUAGUGUUGCAAAAAUAAAAUGGCAAAUAUUGAAGACGAACAAUUGUCAAGUGACGAAAGUCUAACGCUGAGAGAAUUGAGGAAUAAGUUAGCACAGAUGAAUUUGCCAAUAUCUGGUACGAGGUCAGUGUUGAUUGCCAGGCAAUCCAUCCACGAUACUACACUAUACUACAUUCUUACAUAUAUAAUAUAUAAAAAUAUAUAUACAUAUAUAUAUAUAUAUAUUUACUUUAUACGUACGUACUGCGCCCCGGAAGCAAGAAAACCAGAAAAAAGUAACGAUGAAUAAUAUAUAAAUAAAUAAUUUACACACGCAUAUAUAUACAAAUAUAUAUAUAUGUAUGCAUAUACAUGUAUAUAUAUGGGUAUGGAUAUGCAUAUAUAUACAUACAUACAUAUAUAUAUGUAAGAACAGAAAAAGAAGAAAAUGAUAUACAGAGAGCGCGAGUGGCUGCGCCGACAGGGGGGUAUUGUCGCACUUUAGAUCAUAAUACGAUACGGCCCUGAUGUCACGGCCACACAAAGGCCGGUCUCUCUCGGCUUUUUUCUUUUUCGAACACCAAAUCUUUUAUAGGUUCUACGCUUAAGAAAUCGACGAGAUUCUCCUAUCGCGCGGGAAGGGGGAUUUUUUUGUAAGCACGUGGUAUGUAAGAUGUUUAGCGACAUUUUUGGGGUGGGCUUGUCGUGUUAGUUAACAAAAUCGUUCUCUGAGAAGAAAAAGCGAGCGAGCCGAGUGCCGCGCAUGGCGAGUUGCGCGCGCGCUAGAAUCUAUUGUAAGGGGGCAGGCGAGUGCGGCGAUUGGCGCGCACGCGCGGGAACGAUCGGUCAGCUGGAGGAAGGGGGCACGCGCAUGCGCGUGAUACGCCACCGUCGCUGUCGCGGGAAACUUUUCUUCGAGGGCCGAUUUUUAAGUUCGAUUCGUCUCUGGCACGACACCAGCCAGGUUUUUCACGAUCGAUAAACGAUGCGGCGAUGAAAGUUCCUUCUCGAUUGCUGGCGCGUUAGCCGUUUGUUGUUUGUUGUUGUUUUCUUAUUGACGAUCGGCGCAUCGAAAGCGGAGGCAGAGGUAAAGAGAGAGCCUGAGACGAAUCAAGGUUGGCGCGGGUCGCUUAUUUCUAUAUCUCGGCUAUUAGGCUCGCGGAAUUCGCGUUAUCCUCGGGCCGAUCGGUAACGCGCGGGCGCGCAUGCGCGCACACGAACGCGCCCCGUGACGCGCACACGUAAACUCGCGCCAUGCCGGCUGCCGUACGAAACGAUGUUUCGAACAUUGUCCAAAGACCGGGCAGCUUUAUUUUUUUUGUGGUAAACUAGCGCUGCGCCGAUCGACGAUACUAAAGAGAGUUAGCUCGGGAGAGUUCACGAUUCGCGCAUAUAUUGCUCUAUAUAUAUAUAUAUUAUAAAUAUUGAUAAUGGGAGAUUUAAUGGAAUUACAUAUUAUAUAUAUAUAUACAUUAUAUAUAUAUAUAUAUGUAUAUAUAUAUAAAGUGGGAGCAAACGUGGUGCCAAUUCCUCCCGUAGUUGCCGCUGCCUAGCGGCCGAUACAUGCCGCUCGACAGCCGGAAAAAAGAAUUAUGAUUAAUCGAUUAAUUAAUUAAUUAUUAAUUAUUAAUGCGAAAUUACUGGAAGUAAUUCAUUCGAUACGCAGGGUGAGUUGUAUAGUUGUUGAAGAGUUUAUAGUUGGACUUCAUAUUAGAGUGUAAUCGUGUGUUUCAUCGGCGUUUCAUCGGGAAUCGUUGGCAAUGUAUUACGCCCACGUAUGUACGUGCUGGUCCAGUUCGCGGGGUUUCACCUCUGCGGGAUGGAAUUUACGGGGGAUUCUCGGGGAGUAUUUGGCACAUGGAUACACUUCUACACUCUCACACAUAGGUACAGUCAGGAAACACGGACACAUCAUGUAUGUACACGACGAGAGAGGCAGGCGUUUGAUACACCACACGUUAAUUUGCACUUACACAUAAUACACGCACAUGUACGUCUGUAGACGUACAGCGACGGGGACAAAGACACGGAACACGCAGCCACACGACAUCCUCGUGUACUUCCGGGAUCACCGGAAGUACGGCGACACGCAAUAUUAAUCGACUAACAACGAAAUCUUUUAGUCCUAUGCAUCGUUUCUAGCGGUCUUUUGUUUUUGUUAGAGAUAAGAAGAACAGGAAAUGACGAUGAUAAUGAAGACACAAAAAGAAAGAAAGAAAAGAAAAAAAAAACUAGAAGAAGACAAAGGCGCAAGAAGAAGUACGUAGUGGCGCUUUGCAGUUCUAAUAUGAGCUCUGAACUAUAAAACGCGUUGUUUGUUACUUGAACACCUAAAAGUCUAUGAUAUUUACAAUUUAAACUGCAAACCACCGCGGGUGCAAUAUCGGCAGCAAAUAAAUAGUGGAAAAUCACGCGAGACAUUCCACGAAUUCGGAACUUAAGUGCAUAGGCGAACACAAUAAGAAUCUUAUCUGUAAUCGGAUUGAUUUUAUAGUACUAUACUAUAUUAUUAUAUUAUACAUUAUAUACGUUAAUACGUUAUGGUUAAUCGGCCGGUUACUGCGCGGUUCAAAAUCCGGUAGCCGGACGGUAAUGAUAGUGUUAUACGUUUUAAAAUAACGAUGUCAAUUUUUAUUCAAGAGGGCUGGUUACGAAAUAUUUCACAGCUAUUAGGUUGUCCGAAAAGUUUCUUUCGUUUCAUAAGGUGAUAAUAGAUGAACAACAAUUUCUGUUUUAUAUUAUUUUAUUGGAUUAGGUAUAAUCCAUUUCGUUCUAUUUCUAUGCGUAAUUCAAUAAACUAAUAUAAAACAAAAAAAAACAUUGUGCGUCUAUUAUAUCCUUAUAUAAAACGAAAGAAACUUUUCGGACAACCUAAUACAUCGUUACACGUUGAUAUUUAAUUGGUUGGGGUGCAAUCUUUUUGUUCUACCUUUCUUCUUUGUUUGUUUUUACGCGAGGAAAUUUAUAUAUACAUAUAUUUACUUCCUUACACAUUAUAAUAUUAUAUUAACGAUAUAGGGGUUUUCUGAAAAGUAAGAGAAGGAUUGUAAGAAGGAGAAAGAUAUAGCGUAGAGCCGUGUUGCGCAGACGUCCAGGCGUGGAUGCGUGACGCGAUCAUUAUACACGCGUACACGCUCGGAUUCGUAUUUCGCAUGGAUGAAUGGUUAACGUUUACAGCCGACGGACGGACGGACGGACGAAAACGCAUAUGGAUGGUACGUGUGUUUCGAAGCUUAGGAAAUCGUGUAACUCGCGUCGGGUAACACGUCGACUCAGUUGAAACGUCGAAUCCGCUAGCUAUUCAAAGAGCCAAACUGCUACAUUGUGAUCAAAUGAUAUUACCCGUCGAUCUUCUCUCUUUUGCAAAAAAGGGCACUUUGCAUAGUUAAGGCUACAACCGAACACGCAUAUACCUAAACAUAUAUAUAUAUAUAUAUAGAUACAUAAUUUAAUAAUAUAUAAUAUAUAUAAUAACCAGAAUAUUAAUAUAUUACGCAGAUGAUUAAGUAUAUUAAUUAAUAUAUUGGAUAAUUUAUUUUAUUUUGUUUUAUCGUUUUAAUGAUUUUAUAUAUGUGUUAUUCACUGUUUAUAUAUUAUCACGCCAAUACACAGUUAUAUACACGGGGACACAAACAUGAAACAUACAUAUACAUACAGACGCGUAUAUAUAUAUAUAUUAUAUACAUAUAUUAUAAUUAUAUUACAAUAACACGAUAUAUGCAGAAUUUAUUAUUUAUUAUUAUCGGAUGGGGCGGGGCGAAUUUGCGUCUUGUAAACGUUAAAACUUUCGACUUUUCUUUUCUUGUCGUCUCCUCGUUUUCCUCUUUUCUCAUAUAUCGACUUCCGUUGCGAUACGACUAUGAGAUUCAAAUCUCUGCUCGUCUUUGCGUCUAUACAUACUUUUUCUAUUCUUCUUCUUCUUCUUCUUCUUCUUCUUCUUCUUUAUAUAUAUACCUACAUUUUUUCUUUUUAUCUCACACCAAAUAUUUAUAUACGAUAGCCGAGUGUUCCGAGUGCUGGUCAAAGAGAAAAUCCGUUAGACGAUCCAAACGAUAUCGUAUUAGAAUUUAGGAUUUCACAGGGAGAAAAUGUAACGAAAUUUUUUUCGAUCCUUCCGUCCUCCAUCUACAUACGUCUACGACUUCGAGCUCGUCGAAAUAUCAUUGUUUUCCGUUUCGAACGCGAUCCCAGUACUACUCUGUGCGGCUCUAUCUUCGUGCCAGGCGUUUGAAUUAUAAUUACAAUUGUGCAGUUUGAAAAUGUUUACAAGUUUCUUAAUAAAUCGGUCGUCGAGAUAAAACUUCAAGAGCCGAGAUUGUGGAAAGUUCAUGAUGGACAAGUGAGUUCUCUGUAGUUUGAAAUUUUAUGACUCUUUUAAUAGACGCCGGGGCGAGAUAAAAUUUUUAGGUCGCGGAGCAUUCUCAGAAGAAUUUUUAACGCGGCGUGAUCUAUUCUUUGGAAUUUUAUGAUUCGUUCAGUGGAGGUGUAGCGAAAUUUUAGCAGUGUCCGAAGUUGAAGUUGGUGGUAGAAAAAGAAUGAUUGUGAAAUUCGCUAAUUUUAUUUACGUCUGCUGUGGUUAUGUUAAAGAGUUCUUUCUUAACUCACAUAAGUGGAUUUUCGUCUGUUUGUAAAAUUCUAUGCUGAAUUAGCGUUUCUCACUCCGAGAAAGAAUGGAGCUAUCUUUAUAUAACGGUGCGUAUCGUGGAAUAAAAUUGUUUAAAAUCACUUUCAAAUAAUUGAAAAUCCUCCUAGGUAUCUUUAAAAUGGCUUGGAAUUUUUAUAAAAAUCAUCUAAAUUAAAAGUGAGUCUUACUAUAAGCACCUGGCGUCUAAAGAACAAGUGAAACAAAAUUGUAUAAAAUCAUUUUGAAGUAAUUUCUGUGACACGCUUUAUGUCUUCAUCACAUUCUUUGUAAUUUACAUACAUGAAAUUACGCAACGCGUAAUCCCGACUACUCACUUUCCAUUCGCAGUUCUUUAUCUCUGAAAUGCCAGGCCAUUCACUCUCACGCAUUCCAUACGAAGAUAUUUAUCGUUGCUUUGCUGGAGAAGUGAUACGUCUAAAAAAAUUGUCAACUUUGAAAUGGCAUCUGCAAAAAUACAUUCUAAAAACACGUUAUUCGCUAUUGUAGAGGUCACCGUUAUGUCAUAGUUCUUCAAUGAAAUUUAAUCGAUAGAACAGAAGAACGCUAUCACAACUCACUGCAAACCAUUCAACUCUUUCCUAACGAUAAACAGUUUUAUUACAGGUGAUCGGAAACCAGAAACUAUUAAUUACAUUAUAAAGGAACGAUACUAUUUUCAUUGCUAAACAUAGUAGAGUAAUUCAUAAUUGUUUGCUCUAAAUCUUUUAUUUCCCGAAGAAUUUAUUUUUCCUAGUUGCAUUACCAACGAAACAACAAUGCACUACAGUUACUCUGAAAACGAAAGAUACGUUAGAUAGACAUUUAUACUGAAAAAAACUACAUAAACUAUUCUCUAAUUUCUCAAUCCACUUGUGCAGAGUUAAGAAUUGUUUUAUACGAUCUUCACGUGGUUCUAGAACUUCGUAGUAAAUACUUAGAAACCGUGUUCGUCCUAUCAUGCUCGUACACCGGGAAUUCGCGUGUCUGACUAGUUACGGGCAUUUUCCCUGCUGUUCUCGCAGUCGAUACAUGUACACCUGGGCUUCAUUGGCUAACUUUCACAGCAGAUCGAUGGGCAGCGCAUGAAAUUACAUCUGAGUAGCAUGUUAGGCUACGGUUGCACGUAAUUACUAGUUAACGAUGUCCGACUUUCGCGUAAUAUUCCGAUUUUUAUCCAACAUCACGACCUUACAAGGCCCUUGAAGCAUGAAUGCAGCCGAACUACUAUCGCGUCGGUGAAAUUGCAGCUCGAUUGCGGACGACGAUCUCGUAGCACGUGUGCCGUGCAGUCUGUCGAAUAUUUUCUAGUAAUAUUGGUAGCUCGUUCGAGCUUUAAAGAAAUGGAGAAAGUCGACCAACUUCGUUGUAAAUUGGAAAUUCAAAUUGUUGAAAUCGUCGAUAUCUUUCUAUUAGCUUUCUAGUAGUUUUAGCUCUUUUUAUUCGCCGAGUUUGUAUUUUUAUAAUCGUUGAAAAUCGUUAAGAUCCUCAGUCGGAGUAAUUUAUUCAAAAUAGCUUGUUAAUGGCUUGUCCGGAAAAUUCGCAAUUUUACAAAAGAAACGCAUUAUUAUAUAAUAAUAUGCAUUUUUUAGUGGCAUUCCGCCGUUCCUUGGAUAGCUUUAUAAUCUCUUUUCCAAAAAGCUCGCUUCUGCCGACAAUGGGUUCUUUGAAAUAGUUCCUGCAGUCCUCUAGACUAUACAAUUUUUUGUCGUAGAAAUGAACGUUCUGUGAAGACCGGAAUGAAUGAUAGUCAGACGAUGCUCGUGAAUGGAACGGAUGGGGCUGAAUAUUUCUUGCCCGCUUUUCUUUCCUCAAUCCCGUCAUAUUGGAAAACAAUUAAAAUGUUCAGACGUUCCAUUUAAUAUCCAAUUAAUCCUAAUAUGUAUCUGAAUUUAGAAUUUCAUUUUUCAUAAGAAAUACGAAGCACACAAUAUACAAAAGUAUAAAGUAUCCAAAGCAUCGUACUGUUUGCAACAUUUAAUGGAUGAAACAAAUUUCUGAUUAUUGCAAAACUCAUAGAAAUACGAAUUCUAAGAAACAUUCGCGGUAUGACAUCGAAUAAUCCUGUUCCAGUCACGCCAAAUACACAGUGGAAUAUUUUCGUUGUCAGAAACGUUACGAUUUUUCCGAACAGUCCAAUGAAAUCGACAGAAACAGCAGCAAGUAUUAAAAUGAAGCCUAAGAAAAUGUUUUAAAUCGCGCUUAGCUCGAAGGGUUAAUUCGAACCUGCACGAAGCAAACAUUCGAGCGUGCAUCGUCGUGGCACGUUCUUUUUCUCUUUAUUCUUCUAAAACAGUUUUAUAUCAUAGUUCGGGUUCGAAAUAAGGACGAUUAAAGCGAAGUAACCGACGAGGGGGCUAGAAAGGAUUAAAAUUGCUUUCCGCGCGAGUAAAAAGUUACAAUUAUUACGUGGCCGUGAUUCGUAGCUCGAGAUCCGUUUAAAAAGAUCUCGCCGUGUCAAAACCUUCCGAAUUUAUUAAGACACCACCCGGGUCGUCCUAGAUCCUCGCGAGACUCGAAAUCUUCGAGCGAUGAUUUUCGUCGGCGAGCAAUUUCUUCCGCCACACAUUUCCACUUGAUCAUAGAUUUAUUCGGAAAUUGAAAUAAUAAACGACUCGAGUGUCUGAAUUAGAAAUUGCCGGAAGAAAUACUACGACAAGUAGUAUUCGAUUCUCUAUUUUUCUACUUUGAAUAUAUUCGAUUAAUUGGCCAGAUUGCUGUGCUGUAUAGAAUGUCGUUUAGUACCUAACCCCAACCUAACCCUCCCUAAAACUCUACAUCCCUACAAAUUUCUCAAAUUUACAAAUUAUCUCUUAAUAUUUUUCUAACUCUUGUCGUAAAUAUCUGAAAAUUAAUUUGUCAAUGCCUUCGCAAAUACAUUUGCCAGACGCCUUCCUCUUUUUCAUUCAGAUUAAUUUAUUACAAAAAAAAACUAGAAGACUAAACAGAUCAUGUAGUGUUUUUCCUUUUUUUUUUUUCUUUUUUAGAAGCGAUAACCACUUCGACACGAACGAAACGAAGUUUUCGUGUUCCCGCGACGUUCUCCAACGACUUUUAUGUUUCAUGUCCGCGUUGCAUGGUACAUUACAUUUUGUCAUUCGAUCUCUUAUCUGCACUCGUGAAAUUAUCUCCGAUAGAUCGAAAGCGAAAAUAGUUGUUUCUGGAGUAGAUAUCUUUCUGGAGUUGCAAUUUCGACGUUUAAUUUUGAUGAAGGCAAGAUCAAGGGAACGGAGUAUUACGAGGAAGUUAGUUGAAAGCUAUAACUCACGUUCCUUUUGUUUAAAAAGUUUAAGAAAGUUGAAGAAUUUUGAGGCUGAUCACAUUUUCGAUUCACUUUUCCACAAAGGAAUUCCUUCUUGAUGCUUGACUUUCUCAAAUGGAAACUUUUAAUGUUGGAUUCUGGUACCUCAACCGGCAUUCAUCAAAAGAUAUUAACUCACGGUUAAAACUUGGAAGAUCAUUCGUAUUCACAUUUUAAAUAUCUACGAUCUCAAUUUUCAUACAUUCAAAAUUGGAAAGAAAAUAAACAGCAGGAAAAUUGUACGUUCUAUUGGCAAUUAAAAUUCGUCGUGAUCGAGCCGUUUACUUAUGUUCGAAAGUUUCUAGCAUUGGUAUCUCACGUCUUAAACAUCCAAAAUCACCUCUGCUCAUUCAUAUAUAUAUAUAUUUUCAUAUUGAAGAAAAGUUAAAAGAAGAUAAAAGAAGAGAUUUAUAUUUCUGGCUGUCGAUCGGAAUAAUUCCUUGAUAUCUUAAUAAUCGACGAUAGGACAAAAACUUAAUCGCGUAACGUUAGCCCAUCAAAUUCAAGCUUUAGAAGAAACUCAUAUUCCAUACUUACGAAUCUAAUAAAUUUCCACGAAAAAGAAGGAAAAACGGAAGAAGGAACAAGAAGAAAUAUAUAUAUAUAUAUAUUUCUAGCUACCACGGCCGGAAUGACUUGCAGCAAUAUGUCUUUCUCUUUGGUAUCUUAAUAAUCGACGAUAGCGCGAGAUUUAAUAUGCGAUAUUUGCUCAUCGAAUUCAAAUUCCGGAAAGAUAACGUUUCACGUAUUCCAAUCUGAUAAAUUCCACGAGUAACAAAACUAAAAAAAAAAAAAAAAAAAAGUGGAUGGAAAUUGUAUUUCCGGCAACCAAUCAGAGACUUCGAAAAUCAGGUUAUCAUGUCAAAUUGGUCAUUCUUGAAACGCUUCACGAAAUGCACUCGCAGAGAGUGGUUUAGAGGAAUUAGUCGUCCGCGUCACGGAUUCAUCCGGCGGAUAAUUUCACGGUGCGACGGACGCGUGUCGUCGUGGCUGGACGGGCUUUUUAUUACAAGAACCGCACCGUCGACGCGAUGCGAUGUAUAAUUAGUCCCGCGACCAUGCGUAUCGAUCGCAACUCGCUCUUCACGUUGUCGUUCCCUUUUUGAAUUUCGUGUUGAUACGGCUGCACAUGUUCGCCGGUUCUCGAGCGCUGCCAAUUCCGGAAUUGUUGGCGCGCGCAGUUUAUCAAAAACGGAUGCGACCAUCUAUCGCGUCCAAAUAACUACACACACACAUACAUAUUCUAUUAACAAGGUACAGGGUGAUUCGUGAUACGACCGGAAAGAACGUGACCUCCCUGUAAAAAUAAGAUUUUGUAACGUUGUGUAAGAAUAAAAUUGUUUCUUAGGAGUCGUCGAGAGAUUAAAAAGAAAAAAAAAAAAAAAGAAAUUGAGGUCGGUAAUUUCUUCGAAGUUUUUCCAAACUGAGUCCAAGUUGACACUUUGUUGCUUUCUCGAUUUCAUUAUAUAAAUAAGAUAUCGAUGCUUUGUUUUAUGAUUCAUCUCGUAGCUGUACCGGAUAAAGCGCACCAGUUUUACUUUCAAAUCAAUGCAACUACGUAAAAUCAGUCGGAUACACGUGUAACUUGGAAUGCGUUUGUCCUAAAGAUUUUCAAUUUCACGCGCUGCCAAAGAGAUUUGCGAAUUCGAAGUUCCGGUGCAUGUGUGUUUCGCCUAUGUUCAAAUUUAGUUUCCUGAAAAACGACGGCCUAUACGAACAGAUCUUGUCCUAUAUCCUUAUUCCCAAUUUAUUCGGAAAUCAAAUUAAUUUUCAAUAAUUCUAACGAUAUUCCGGUGCACGCGUACUCUACGAAUUCCUAAAUUCAAUCUUCUCAAAAACUGCCAUACGGAACGACCUUAUUCUACAUUCUCCACUUCCAUACUUUUACAUGGCCAACUAGAUCCUUUGCCGUUGCACUGUAAUCCCAAACUCGCGGCUCUGCAUCGUACGACACUACACAAAUAUUAGUAUUUUUGGUAUAACAUCGUACAGAAUAUUGGGACUAUUACCUACAAAUCUGACUGUAUAAUAGACGACUGACUGACCAUAAGUCGGUUAAAUUCUCCGUGCGAUCGAACGAAAUUCUAUCGAUAGAAAGAAAAAAAGAAAAAGAAAAGGAGAUCUGUGGGAACAGUGGAGAAUUAUUGAUUGUUUCAUUAACGGUGCAUGCACACACAAUGGCUCGCUGUAGAAUAGAGAUCGCGGUGAGAAAGUUUUUCGGCGAGAGAUCGAUGCACUUGGUGGCUAGAACGCGUGAGUUAAACGGUACUUUGGCCGAUCCUUGAGCCAGCCACAGGAAAACGCGGCGGGGGGUCGUUAGCAACCGUCCAGACGAGCAUCGUCGAGCAGCCAGGCCUUUUCCGUUUGCACGAGCACACGGUGUGUGCCUGUCGUACCGUGGCAGUUCUGUUGUUACGCACUCGCGGCCCUAUUUCUUCUUCGCGCGCGCUCCUCUCAGCGCCAGGGGUUGAGAGGCGUACACGCUCGACUUAGAGAAGCGUAAACGCCGACGUUGAACAUUCAACGGCAGGAGAAAACGAUCAAACGAGCAUCGAUCGCAGUUUCUUUUCUCGCUGGUUAAUCUCUCCACUCACAUUGGUUUAUUGUAUUUCUCGUUUCUUUUAUUUUCCUUCUGUUUCCUUCUUUUUUCCUUGGUUGAUUUUUUAGGAGAGGACUAUCGUGUUUUCGUAAGGGUUGGAGGUCGUCCACUGUUUGAUUAAAAGCUUUCAUUUCCGAAUUAUUCGACCCUCAGUGGGCAAACUCAGUGGGUCGUUGGCGACGCGAACGAAAUUUCAUCUCUGAAUUUCUCUCGAACGAAUUUUCGGUUUCAUCGGGAAAACGGCCAAAUGUUUGACUCGACUGACUUUUACGUUUUACGAAGCGUAGAAUAGGAAACAAAUUAGCUUGUUUCCUAUUCAAUGACGAGCAUGGGUAAUUGGUGCAAGUGUGUCGAUAUUUAGAAACGUGUAAGAAUCUUUUACAAAUGGAAUAUAACUUACUUGUGAUUCUGCGAUUAGCUUCUAACGAAAACGACGUUUUACUUGGUAAUUGUAAAUGUGUAGCUAAUACGAUUAUACUGAGAACCAGUGGGCUAAAUUGGAAAUGCUUUAUGUACUGCCUUAUGAUUUGCAGGGUAAUUACUCUAGAGUAUUAAUGAAGGCUCGUCAAACGAGAUUAAAUCGAUCGAACAAAAUGUCGAGAAGGUUAAUUGUAAAUAGGCUGGUUCUAACUGGCGAUUAACUUCGUCUGUAGGUUCGUAGGUACUGAUUAAAAGUUACUAUGUAAUAGAAUACGGCUUUGGCUUAAUAUAUCGUAUUCCCGUAUUCUUGGUAUGGUAAUUUGGUAAUCAAAUGUGGGUCAAGAUAUUUCACAAAUUUACACGUUCUUUAAUCUACGUCGUGUUUAAUAAAUAUAGUCGAUAAUUAAAUUAGGAGUAUCGUUCGAACAUAGUCAUAUUGACAAAAACGAUUUAAUGGACUCAAGAAAAUAUCACGAAGGAAUAACGUCGAAGCAAUAAAUUCUCAAACAAAGCGUUUUGAAUGAAAUCAUUAAUUCGUAUAUUCGAUCAGUUCUCAUUCACCUUCGCCAAUUUGUCAACUUUUUACUGAAAAAUGCAAUUUUACGUGAGCUUCCUCUUAACGUAACACGGACUUUGAAGAGGUGUCACACUGUCAUGCGUCAGAAAGAUAUUUCUUUUAUUUCGAUCGCUUGUACCGCCAACAAUUUUCUUCUCUUCUUCCAUUCUUGAUCUCCGUUUGCUCCCCGCUUCGUUCUCCGCAUACAUUUAUCUCACUUUGAACCUUAUUUUUCUCCUUAUCGAACUCGGUCAGCUCGAACAAGAGAAAAUUGUCCUGAAUUUAUGCCAAACUUCCGCAAUAUGCGUUCUACUUCAUCGUGGCAGAUAGCUGUAUGUAUAUGGGAUGUUGUAAAAAAUGACGUCGAAAUGUUUUUUUAAUUACGCGUUCGACAUUUUCGAUACCGAGAUAUGGUAAAGAAGAAAUUUGUAAAUUAAUUGAAUUAAAACAAUCGAGGAAUGAAAUAAUUCUUAAUAUUUGAUAGUUGCUUGUAAAAGGAAAAAGAAAAUAUUUAGAUCGAGUAUUUAAAUAUUCGCGGAUCAAAUGCAUGGUAAAUAGGAAAUUGAAGUUUCUUUAACUGUAACGAUAUUUAUUUUGGAAUGAUGUUCUCUGAAAAUAUAGGAAGCAGAAAUUACAAACCAUAUUGUUAUUAGAAACCUUUCAUUUACGAAAACCUUCACACGAAACUUCACGAAUAAACUUGAAAUUCUUCUUGUUACAAAUCUUAUUAAAUUUCGUGGCUAUCGUAGACGUACAAAUUGCAAAUCAGCUUAACAUUCUCACCAUUCUAUAAUCUCUAUAAACGUCUAAUUACAUGAAACUGAAUCAUCAUUGAAACUUACCGGACCAGACACGAUGUAACGAAUGUCAUUCCGUUCACUCGAUCAAAUUUUUAUCAAAUAUCCACGUAGAAAAAUAAUAAAUUACCAAAGGACCCACGCGUGAAGAAUAAAAGUUGGAGAAUUACGAAGCUAUAAAGGGUAGAAAGCGAAAAGCAUAGCUUAUUUCGAAGACAACCCCUAUGCGUACAGCGUUUUAUACGUACACACACACACACAUACACACACGCAUGCACGCACAGGGUUAGAGAAAUAUUUCCAAAGGUAUUUGCGGAGAUCGACGGACAGGGCUGCUCGUUACGCCUUUAGUAUUCGAUCGCUAUGCGAACCAUUCGAAGAGCGACGCGUAUUUCGAGCUGACGGGACGAAAAACAAGGAGGGGAUGGAGAAUGGCGCCAGGAACAUGCUGCAUAAGGAUCUCGAUGCGGCAUUAUCGUGAGUCGAAGCAUUGACGAGAUCGAUGAAAAUUAUCAUCUCGAUGUCGAUUUAUCUUUCGACGUCAAACGUCUUCUAUAAUUUCCAUGAAUCUAUUUUAACAUCGAAUUUUUCAGGACAGAGAGGUUAUCGUUGGUGGUAAUAUUUCAUCGAUGAGGAUAAUAAAAAUUGUCCUGUUUGUCUGUUCGAACGAAGAAAUUCUUCGUCUCUUCCAUCUUGUGUUAAUUUUAACAGCAAAUGUUUCUUCAUCUACGGCCAAGAAUUAUUAUCAGUUGCUAUUAGUAAGCUUUUUAUUUGUACGUGAACGUAAAAAAAAAAACAGAUUCUUCGUCUUUUGUAAUUGUCAUCAAUCCUUUAAGAAUCCUCUAUUAGAAUAACAUUGUUGUUUACGUGGCUUCUUUAGAAGAAAUAUAGGAAUUAAACAUUGCGAUGAGUACAUCGAUUAGUAGCAAUGCAAUAGUACGGUAGUAGGAAUUCGAUAGUAAAUUAAUAAUCGAUUGAAACAAGGCCUACGAGAUAUAUACAUAUAGGGUAUCUGCGAGCAGAGGAUCACAGAGAAUCUGUAAAUCUUCUUCAAGAAUAGUCCACGUUUUAACAGAGUUUUGACAAUUUUUUCGCGUGCGUUCUUGACGUCGAGCGGCAAUUAUCUACUUCACACGCCUAAUUCGAGCUUUAAUUCUCGUAACGGACUUUCGAGUUAACAAAUACAGACUGGCUGAACAUCGUUUAAACGACGUCAACCCCACUAAUUGCGACACAAAAAACUUAGCUAUCUCGUCGAUGAAAUAUCUUGAAUCACAUCCUCGUGUUCCUACCUACUUUGGACGUUCCACUCUAUUUUAUUUCGUUUCUUUCUUUCCAGAAGGGAGUUAAUAACGCUUUGAUAGAAGUUUGCCGCGUUCUUCGGCGAAAAACCUUUGUUCGAUAGUCAGGAGUGGAGGAGGACGGAAGGGGGGAGUUCUAUAGUAGUUGCGAUCGCAAGAAUCGAGUUUCCUUUUGCCAGUAAGUUUCAUCGUGGAUACGGUUUCUUUCUCGCCGCGAUUUUUGGCACUCAUUCGUUCGCAGUCGGUAUCUGACUGGGCAAGGUUUGACCAGGAAAAACGAAAUCAGACGCAUACUCUCACAUACAUUCACACGUAGUAUACGUAAUCGUACACAUACCGAGAAGUUCAUCUAUCAGAUGAGAGAGACCAGAAAACAUAUCCGUACGAAGUUAUUUCUAUGGAACGCGUAGAAAACACACGGGAACAUGACGUACGUACAUGUAUCGACUAGUCGAAAGAGAGAAGGAUGAAUCGGGGUGAAAGAGGCGCGAAAGGGGAAAGAAAUACUCGGCACACAUUGAAUCCACAAAAUAUCGAAUUAAUCCGGUCUGACGGCCUCUGUCCCAGAUACGUUGGUCACGGAUCAUCUGGCUGUUAUAUCGGAACUUUUAUUAAUUAAACGGAAAUCUCUACUAUGUACUAUUAUUACUAUCGACUACACUACUACUAUUAUUACUACCGCUAUUACUACUAUUACUAUUACUACUACCAUUACUACUACUAUUGCUACUACUACUGCUGCUGCUAAUACUAUUACUACUACUACUACUACUACUACUAUUACUACUAUUACUACUACUACUGCUACUAUUACAUAAUAGGUAUUUAUAUAUUUACAAUUGCGUGGUGUGGAGUGGAACAUUGUGAUAUAAUAGAUUGGUGCUAACACCUUAUUGAAAUUGAAGAUGAAUUUAAAGAAAUGAAACAAAAGAGAAAAAAAAAACGACAAAAAAAAAUGAAGAUGAAGAAAUCGUGCAAUAUUUGCGAGAAUAGGGGAAAAAUGCGGGCCGAGGCAGCUGUCACUGGCCGAAACGCGCGUUAAGUUUUCCGUGGUGUUAAAACCGUGACGAGGAGAAUGGAGCGAGGCACAAGACGAAUGAAAAUCACGUUUCCGUUCACUUUUCCAAGCCGUCGCGUCGCGACAAAACGCACCGGUCGAUCCCGUUCGCGCAAAUUCUUCCGACGUCUGACAGAAGAAAGUGAAAAAAAAAAAAAAAGAAAAAAAGAAAGAAAUACGGUUGUUCGCCAAAACGGAACCGGAUCGUCGUAUCGUUUUGUUCGUCUGUGAAAUCGGGGAUCUCUUUGUCCAAUCGCUUCUUUCCACGCUUCGUUUUCCCUUUUUCCUUCGAGCACUCGUUAUCUCUAUCUUGAUAUCUUGAUAUUUUUCAUAUGGAAUUCGUCUGACUCAGUCAACAUUACUCCAAGUUAAAAAGGGUUUAGUCGGAGGAUUUGUUAAUGCGAAAAAUAUAUUACGAAAUAUUUCGAUUUUUAUUGCAAAUGUUUCCACGAGGUUGGUUUUUUAAGCUUCGAUCAGUUAAAAUGUAGAAGAUGUCACUUAUUAUUCGUUAAAUGGUCCAACUUUUAAUUGAUCAGUGGAUCUAACGCUUAAUGUUCGCUAUUGGCAUUGUGGCGUACGUUAAAACGUAAUUUUAUCGAUAUUUAACGUUAACUCUGUCUUUUGUAUAAUCAGAUGUAACCUUGUAAUUACAUCUCCAAAGGUGUUGACAGUUUAAAACAAAUUUAGCGAUUUCGACAUACAGUAACGAACAAGGGUGCUAAAGGUUAUUGCAAUUGUUUUAAUCACUUGAAUGCCAAAUUUGCGCAAUUAAUCUGCCUUGUUGUAACGUAGAAUUACGCUGAUCGUAACUAGGAUAAAAGUUCAUAAUUCGAUCAGAGCAAGUUCGUGAGAAAUGAAGAUAAUUAAAUCCAAGUGGUAUAGUUCAAUUGAUUUUCGCGUUAAAAGUACAUCGUUUUACAAGCGAGUAAUCGAUAUCCGACGAAUGUAGCCAUUCAGAAAUCAUUUCACAUUUAAAAUCAAUUAACAUUUUUCACGAUGACUCUUAGAAUCUCGGGACCAACUUCGAUUUUCGUUACUGUGUCCUCGAAAUUGCUGGGAACAGCGACAUUGGCCAGAAAAAUUGGCACGUGUAAGCAACGCGAUACGGCGUGAUCCAUUCGAUCGAGUGGCACUCGAAGAAUCAAGUGCGAUCGAAGCGCGAUAGGGGGAAAUUUGACAGACGAAUUCGUUGCUUUAAUCGUAGGAUAAAAAGAGGCAAGAGAAAGUAGAGGGAGAAAGGGAAAACGAAGAGGUGAGACGAGGGUGCGAGAAAGAAGUCGACGAACGCGCGACGAGAAGAAAAGAAACUAUGGCUGUGCAAGUGAAUAUUAUGAGUGUAGUUACAUAGGUGUAGGUGUUACCUAGGGUCUAGGCUUAGCUGAUCAUAGGAUAAGGAGCACGUUUAUGGCGUUUUGUUUUCAGCUCGGCGAGCGACAGCUGCCCGUUUCGCCCUUGUACAUUACCGAACUAAAUAACAAAAAAAAAAGUACUAUUAUUAAUAUCUCUUUAUAUUGUAUAUUAAUAUAUACAAAGUACGAAUUAAUCAUGGAUAUAUAUGUAUAUACACACACGGUAUAUGUAUAUAUCUAUCUUCGUAUGAAUAUAAAUAUAAAUAUAUAUAUAUAUAUAUACAUUUUGUUAUUUUUCUCGGGGGAUAAUAUAUAUAUAUAUAUAUUAAAAAAAAAAGAUACUGUAAUAAUUGUAAAUCGUGCGCGCGCGGAAAUCGUGAUUCUCCACGCGCGUACUAACUGAGCGUGUUCUACUCGUCAUUCGAAAGGAAAGAAAGAAAAGAAAAAACGAACAAAAAAAAAGGAAACAAAAGAGUACUAAUAAUGGUAAUAGGUAAAAAUAAUAAUAAUAAUAAUAAUAAUAAUAAUAAUAAUAAAAGGAAAAACGACGGCAAUUGUGAAAAAGAGGGGAAAAUAAGAAGAGAAACUUAAGAUUAACAAGUGAGAGAAGAAAAAGAAUUGACGCGACUGUCAGACUGAAAGUUGUGAUUUUGCAUGGCAAGUGUAUAUAUAGGGAAAGAGGAAACCAGAAAAAAGGGGAGGGGGGAAAUAAAAACCUCUGUGUAUGUAGAUUCAAUGGUAUAGGUGAGAAAGGCGAGAAGGGUUUAAAGGAUAGAAGAAAAAUGAAAAUGAAGAAUUCGUUAAACCGUUGCAUUUUCGCGUGUGUGAGAAUGAACCAGAAAAAGAGCAAUGUGCGAACGAGAGAGAGAGAGAGAGAGAGAAUAUGCGUAUGAAAGAGUAACAAACGAUGAGUGAAUAUACACUAGUAUGCAUGUCAGACAAAAGAAGAAGGAACCAAAUCGACGCGAUAUGUCCUUCCUUUACCCCCAUACCCUCACCUUCAUCCCCUGGAAUCCUGGAAAUAAUAAGAAAGCAUCUCGCUUCCCUUUCGUUCUUUUUCACUUUCGUUACGUGGAGCUCCUCCAGCACCAUCUCGCUUCUUUCUCUUCCUUUUUUCUUCCGUUCCUUCGUUUAUACUUCGUUGCGACACUCUACAUGCACAGACACACAAUACAAAACGUGAAAAUCGGAACAGAGAGAGUCGAACCUAGCUAGACGAAAGUGUUGUAUACACAUAUCUGAUCGAACGACCGAUAGUCGGUCACUAUGAGAACCUUCUGUGUCUCAUCGUCAAUCGGACAACGUCGACCACACGAAGGACGCGUCGAUGACGAGGGAACGAGGCCAGUCGGAUCAUCCAGCUGCUGUCUGUCUGUCUUUCCAUUCGCAUUGAAGGCGCGUCCUGCAUCACGUUAAAGGUUAGCGUUGGUCGUUAGCGAUCGUCUUCGACAUUGUCACGAUUAAAGGUGGAACUACCCCUGCAAGCGUUAAACGUUGCAUCUAGAUGCUUUCGUUCGUUACAGCUGUUUACACGAUAUCGUUCGCGCAAGGAAUUUUCAUCGGUGCGAGAUGUUCGUAUUGUAAUACGUCGAGGAAACAUUGGUCUAAAAUUGGUAUCGGUCUUCAACAACCGUGUUCGAUUUGCGUUAAGCCACGGUUACAGUGGAUCUACGUUCUGACGGGUGGAACACUCGAUAGUCGCGAGAAGACGCAUCCACUGUAGCCUUAGACACGCACACGACUGACGCUUAUAGGGAACACCUUAAGGUCGUUUAUUGACGAGGAAGAAGACGCUCGGAGAACCUGUCGCGUGUAAGAUGGUCGAUGAGCACAAAAGGUUCGUAAGAAACGUGGCACGCUAUGGUCUCCGUCGUUCUGGUUUAAGAUCGGACGAAUCAUUGGGUAUCAGUUACAUUUUCGGCUCCGACAAACGUACAAUAGGCGCACUAUCGACGAGAAGAAUAGAAAAAAAGAAACGUUGAAAGAAAGAAAAAAAAAAGAACAAAAUCGCAAAAAAAUGGAAACAAUAAAAACGAUUGAAGGAAAUCGUGCACGAAAAGAAAAUAAAAAAAAAAUAAAAAAACAAGAGGAAUACACGGAAAGAAAUCGAGCAAGCGAAAAACUAACCGCAGACCAUGCCGAUACAAACGAGGACUAACGAUCAUAGGGCGUAAUUGAUUUUAUUACCGAGAAGACAAACGUGAGAGAAAAAAAGUAAAAUAAUUAAUAAUAAUGGGAAAAAAGAUGAUUAUUCUUACUACUUCUUAUUGUUACUACGAUUAUAUUCUUAUUCUUAUGGUUAUUCUAACAUUGCAAGUGUUAUGUUACGAUUGCAAUUAUUAUAUACACCUUUAAUUAUUAUAUAGUGUAUAGAUAAUAUAUGGAUGAUGAGGAUAAAUGAAGCAAACAUUACAAAAAUUUGCAAAAAAAAAUCCAACAAAAAAACUAUGGAGAAUUAAUCACAUGUGCAUUUAAUGUAUUUCAUACUAAUUUUUUGAUUAAACAUAAUUGUGUGUUAA